UUGUUACUUUAGAAGCUAGGUUUUAUUCUAAAUUAAGUAACUAUUGGGCUUCGUACGUUGUAUUCUGGAAAUAGUUUUGUCCAAUCCUAUUAUUACUUAAAAAAUGGGACAACAUAUAUCCUAAAGAAAUCGUUGUUUACAAUCUAGUCUUGAAUAAUUUUGCCUUUUCCUUUAAUAUAUUCCAACACCCCCCUCUAUUUCGGUCGCGGUACAUAUUUCUCCUUGCCAGGGGGCACUCGGUUGACAUCAGAUUCAGAGGCAAUGGAAAAUGGUCAACCAUUGAAAUCAGACUGAACAUCUUCUACCUCUUUUAACGCGGGUCCACACCCCUGUGAGCUCUUUUAGGCUCUCUCUCUUUCUUACUCUCUCCCCUUUUGGCAUGGCUAGGGUGUUCAUGUGCUUUUUCUUGCAUGCAAAAUGGUAAGGUUUUCCACAGUAUACAGUUCCCUCGCGGCUAUUGGGUGGCGCACAAAUAUUGCUGGGUUGCAGACCACCAUGGGAGUUCUGCUGGAUGAGACCCACACGGUUAGCCGCGUUGAAACGUCCCAAGUUCCGAUGAUCUGCCGACAAGUCCACAAGGCGCACCCCUUCGGCAUUUUCUAUGGAGCAAACCCAUUGGAUUACUCUUUCACGCUAGUGUUGUUAGAGAUCAUCAUUGUCCUUGUCACCAGUCGUAUCAUUCGUCUUCUUCUCAAGCCUCUCAAACAGCCCAGGAUUGUCUCCGAUAUAAUUGGCGGUAUAUUCAUUGGACCCUCUGUUCUCGGCAGCAACAAGAAGUUCUCCUCGUACAUGUUCCCGGACAAUGCUGAAUACGUGAUGAAAAAUAUUGGAAUAAUAGGUUUUAUGUAUUUCCUUUUUGUGACGGGUGUGAAAAUGGAUCUCGGCCUGAUAAAAAAAGCAGGAAAAAAGCAUUGGUAUAUCGCGUUGGUGGGGAUGACACUUCCCUUAAUAGUAGUCACAAGUGUCGCCUUCAUUAUGAGGAAGUCCAUGGACAAGGACCUUGCAAAGAUUUCCUCCAUUGGAGCAGUCUCUUCGUCUUUAGCUAUAACAACGUUUCCAGUUCUCUAUCCUAUCCUUGAAGAGCUAAACCUCCUGAGCUCCGAGAUCGGACGGAUGGCAUUGUCCACGUCGAUAAUCAGCGAUGCGGUUGGGAUCAACGCAAUACUUGCAUUCGAGGCAGCGAAACAGGGGGAAGUAGAGACAAUAGGUGCGGUGUGGUAUAUGGUAUCUUUGGUGGUUAUAUUGGCUUUCAUGGUCACCUGCGUCCGGCGAGUAAUGGAGUGGAUUAUUGAGAGAACCCCGGCAGGGCAACCAGUCGAUCAGUGCUUUGUGGUUGCGAUUUUGUUGAGUGUCUGCGUGAUAGGAUUUCUGACCGAUUUGUUCGGCAUUGCGAUUGCCAACGGGCCGCUCUGGCUGGGGCUGGUGAUCCCCGACGGCCCUCCGCUGGGAACGACGCUUGUGGAGAGGAGCGAGACAAUUGUGAUGGAUAUUCUGAUGCCGUUUUCGUUUGCGUUUGUGGGGCUUUACACCGAUGUGAAUGUCAUGAUUGCUGCUGGCUGGUCGAGCUUAGCGCCGAUUUUUACGAUGGCUUUCGUUGGGUACGUGUCCAAGCUGAUUGGAACCCUGCUGCCUGCUAUGUUCUUUGAUGUGCCACUCAGAGAUGGUGUCACUUUGAGCCUCAUUAUGAGCUUGAGAGGCCAAGUGGAGCUUAUUUUAUAUAUUCAUUGGAUGGACAAAGUGAUAAUAGGGCAGGCAGCUUUCACCAUGAUGGUGCUAUCAACAAUAGUGAUGACUGGAAUUGCUGCACCCCUGAUCAGCAUCCUCUAUGAUCCAGCAAGGCCAUACAUGGUGACUAACAGGAGAACAAUUCAACACCUCCCUCCAGGCAAAGAGCUUCGCACACUCCUUUGCAUACACGAUGAGGAAAGCGUGUCUGGGUUCAUCAAUCUUCUUGAGUCCUCCAAUCCAACCGUUACAACCCCAUUCUCCAUCUUUGCCCUCCACCUCAUUGAGCUUCUCGCCCGUGCUGUCCCCGUCUUUAUAGACCACGAGUUGCAGGAAGUGCCUUCCCAAUACUCUGCCUACGACACCAUCCACAACGCCCUACGGCUUUAUCAGGCAAGUAGGAGGGAUUUCAUGAAGCUCUAUUCAUUCACGUCGGUGUCACCAAAGCGAACCAUGUACCAAGACAUUUGUAAGCUCGCCGUCGCGAACAAAGCUACUCUUAUCAUCUUACCCUACCACAACGACCGCUUGGAAAAUCUCGGAGGCUCGCGAGUGGGCGUCCGAUACGUGAACCUCAAUGUCUUAACUCAUGCGCCUUGUUCUGUCGGAAUUUUCGUCGACAAGGGUCACUUUCAAAAUCCGCUUUUAGCGCUCUCCUUCCACCGUUCUCUCCACCAUUUUGCGGUGCUAUUUUUGGGAGGAGCAGACAGCAGGGAAGCGCUUGUUUACGCAGAUCGCAUGGCCAAGAGCCGGGACGUGUCACUCUCCGUAAUACGAUUCCUUCCGUACAACUCUGUCGGAGAAGAUGAGAUGGAGAAAAAGCUCGAUGACGGGGUGGUGACGUGGUUUUGGGUAAAGAACGAGCGAGAAAAUCGGGUGGCUUACAGAGAGGUGGUGGUGAGGAAUGGAUAUGAAACGCUGUCGGCAAUUCAUGCCAUGAAUCACGAUUCCGUUGAGCUUUGGAUUGUAGGAAGAGAGCAAGGGAUAAAUCCGUUCCUCCUCGACGGAUUAAUAGAUUGGAGAGACAAUCCAGAACUGGGAGUCAUCGGAGACUAUAUUGUCUCAAUGGAGUUUGGUACUUCUGCCUCUCUGCUCGUGGUACAACAGCAGAUUAUGAGAGGACAGGGAACGAUUAAGGCUGCCUCAUCACGAGGACGUAAAUUUACGUCCUGGUUCUGCUAGCAAUUAAUUAAUGCAUGAUAAUUCUCUUUGAGUACUCUUCGCACUUACUUCUACGGGUUGAUAUCAAAAUGCGCUACAUUAAUUAGUUAAUAUAAAAUAGAUGUGAAAAGGAAUAUUAUUUAUUGUUUUGAAGCAAUUAAAUUAGUGAUUAGGUGUACGUGUUUGAAAUGUAGUAAGCAUCAAAAUACGUACUUCUGCGACUCGAUUCUUUUGCUAAUCACUCUCUAACUGGGUCUUGGAGUUUUUUUAAUGUUCAUGUAAUGUUCAUGUAUAGAUCUCUAUGGCCUUUAGGCCAUUUUAUUUUUCAGGGAUUGUUUGUGUAUAUAUCCUUUUUAAUUUAUUCUUGUACGUUGAGUUCUUUCGAUAAAUUUUUAUUUAUCAAACA
Alnus glutinosa is the source of this 3292-nucleotide messenger RNA. Its product is annotated as cation/H(+) antiporter 24-like. Gene Ontology annotation, molecular function: antiporter activity. The transcript has 4 exons. Gene Ontology annotation, cellular component: membrane; endomembrane system. The record is from RefSeq and is a predicted model, not a curated record. The coding region runs from base 418 to 2907 and encodes 829 amino acids. Gene Ontology annotation, biological process: regulation of pH; proton transmembrane transport. NCBI's taxonomy places the organism in Eukaryota, Viridiplantae, Streptophyta, Magnoliopsida, Fagales, Betulaceae.